UGGGGGCAUUUUUGCGAAAUAGUCGGAGGCGCUUUUGGACGAACGUCGACGUCGGCAGCCAUUUCGAUUUGUGUUCAGUGCGUGGAGUGGUGAAAGCAAUUUUCACCGAGAGGAACGCGCUGCAUUUAGUUGUUUUAACGUUUGGACUGUGGCAAAGACUUUUUAGUUGGUAAGACACCCGCGAUAGCAGAUUAGUGAGGAAGAAAAAUGUCAGCUCCCACGUGUUAUAAGUGCAACCGUCCAGGCCACUUUGCCCGCGACUGCAGUCUUGGAGGCGGCGGCAUGGUAGGAGGAGGAGGAGGCCGCGAUAUGAGACGCGGUGGUGCUCGCGAAAAGUGCUACAAGUGCAAUCAAGUUGGGCACUUUGCGCGUACAUGUCCUGAGGAAGCAGAACGCUGUUAUCGUUGCAAUGGUAUCGGUCACAUCUCAAAGGAAUGCACACAAGCUGACAAUCCAACUUGUUAUAAGUGCAACAAGCUGGGACACUGGGCGCGUAAUUGCCCGGAGGCUCUUAAUGAUCGAAAUGUAAGUAACAUUUCAUGCUAUAAGUGCAACCGCACUGGUCACAUUUCCAAGAACUGUCCGGAUACAGCGAAGACAUGCUACGGCUGCGGUAAGAGUGGUCAUCUGAGACGCGAAUGUGACGAGAAGGGAGGCCGUAAUUAAGAAGUACGAAACGGCUUCGUAUACUACACAUAUACACUACAAUUGCAACCAACUUAUUAAAAGAAAUUAAAAAUAAAAGAAAAAAUCAUAAAAACAAAAAUUAAACUCACACUCUCCUUCCUCAUAAACCUAAUUUUCAAUAUAAAAAAUUUCUAAUUCCAAUUUGAGCGCUGUUAUGGCUCAUCCUAGCAGAUGGCGCAGAUAUAAUGAAGCGAUACUGCGCCUAAAUUUAUCCUGAGAAGUUGAAAUUGUUUGUUGUCAAUCGAAAUUGAGAUUUACUGCUGCUUCAUAUUCAUCUCCUCCAGUGAACAUACACAGUCCAACCACAAUACACAAAUCAUCAUCAUCUAAAGUGAUCUGACUUAAGCUUAUUAAACUGGGCUGAUACAUCGGUAAUGUUGACAUGAUGCAUUUUUGUUUUUUACGGGACGGAGCCCAGUUGAAGCGGAGCGGAGUAUAUAUAUAGCAGUCCGGAGAAUAUUCAAGAAGGAAUAGAACAGAGAAGAGCGAAGAAACCCAACUCAGAAGCACGAACCUUCAAAAUAAAAUUUCAAAUAUCACUGUGAUUGUUUUUUAAUUGUAAAUUAAAAUACUGGAGCUGCUGAUUUGAGAACAAAA
Molecule: messenger RNA, 1284 nt
Organism: Ceratitis capitata (Mediterranean fruit fly)
Lineage: Eukaryota; Metazoa; Arthropoda; Insecta; Diptera; Tephritidae
Gene: CNBP
Product: CCHC-type zinc finger protein CG3800
Exons: 1
Coding region: 208-666 (152 amino acids)
Biological process (GO): positive regulation of cytoplasmic translation
Cellular component (GO): cytoplasm
Molecular function (GO): mRNA binding; zinc ion binding; single-stranded RNA binding
Source: RefSeq, a predicted model, not a curated record